UUUCACAUUUGUUCUGAGUCGACACCAAGCUUUAAUAACGACGCGUGCUACAGUCGAUAAACAGUGUAUGGAGCCAAGGAUACACGCAAUAACUGGAAACGACACAUGUAAUGUGAUAAAAGAUCAAGGAAUUUGUAUUCCAUGUCUUGAAAUUUACAGCUCAUCAAAAUGGAUCACCCAGAGAAAGCGUGUGGUUGUAAAGGUAUACGGACGUGCUUGUUGUGUGAGGAAAUCGCAGAUGACCAAACUUCAGUUUCAAAAUCUGACCAACAGCCCGAAAAGACCACAUCACAAGUCUACUGUUACUGCCACCACUGCAAUGUAGCUCACGUGGAUCCGGGGUGCAGGUCACAUCCCCAUACAGCUGCUGAUGGUGAGAAGCUCGACUUCUCCGGUAUCCUCAUCCUUGAGGAUUUUGUCAGCGAGUCAGAGGAGAAACAGCUCUGUGACAUCAUCUACAGAACGCCGUUCAUGAAGUCGCAGUCUGGGAGAAGGAAGCAGGACUAUGGGCCUAAGGUAAACUUCAAGAAACAAAAAGUGAAAACAGAUGUAUUCACAGGAUUGCCUGAUUUCAGCCAGUUUCUAUACGAGAGGAUGAAGGCUGUUCCCCAUCUUGAGGAUUUCAUACCUGUGGAACUGUGCAAUUUAGAGUAUGUGCCGGAGAGGGGAUCAGCCAUUGAUCCCCAUUUCGAUGAUUUCUGGCUGUGGGGGGAGAGACUUGUGACCUUGAACUUGGUGUCUGAUACCACGCUGUGUUUCACAAAGGAUGACCUGCCCGGUGUGGAGGUUCACGUGCCGCUGUUGCAGCGAUCUUUGAUAGUCGUGUCUGGACCUGCUCGGGUUGAGUGGAAACACGCCAUUCACAGACAGGAUAUUAAACAGAAGCGUAUUGCCAUGACUUUCAGGGAACUCUCGGAUGAGUUCAGAGGUCAGGGAAAAUUGGUAUCUGUUGGACAAAAGUUAGUCGAUGUGGCCUUGAAUUUUACAGGUUCUGCUGUUGGAUCAGCUCCUGCUUGAUUGGCUGGUUCCUUUAGGUUUUAUUGUUGCCAUGGUUACCGCAAGUCUUUCUGUGCCUGAAGAUAGAUUUUAUACAAUGUUGUGUACAGUCUUCAAAUGUAUUUAAUUUAAAUUAAAUAUUAACAAUAUCA
This is a messenger RNA of Haliotis rufescens (red abalone), 1148 nucleotides long. RefSeq names its product alpha-ketoglutarate-dependent dioxygenase alkB homolog 4-like. Gene Ontology annotation, molecular function: demethylase activity; oxidoreductase activity. The transcript has 3 exons. The record is from RefSeq and is a predicted model, not a curated record. NCBI's taxonomy places the organism in Eukaryota, Metazoa, Mollusca, Gastropoda, Lepetellida, Haliotidae. Gene Ontology annotation, biological process: oxidative demethylation. The coding region runs from base 169 to 1017 and encodes 282 amino acids.